Messenger RNA from Asparagus officinalis (garden asparagus), 2286 nucleotides. Its product is annotated as phosphatidylinositol 3,4,5-trisphosphate 3-phosphatase and protein-tyrosine-phosphatase PTEN2A. Gene Ontology annotation, molecular function: phosphatidylinositol-3,4,5-trisphosphate 3-phosphatase activity. Gene Ontology annotation, cellular component: cytosol. The record is from RefSeq and is a predicted model, not a curated record. Bases 195 to 2009 code for a protein of 604 amino acids. Gene Ontology annotation, biological process: dephosphorylation. The transcript is spliced from 13 exons. NCBI's taxonomy places the organism in Eukaryota, Viridiplantae, Streptophyta, Magnoliopsida, Asparagales, Asparagaceae.
ACUACUUUAAUAAGGAGUUGGGGAAUUUUUGGACGUGAGAUUCUCACUCGCUCACGCUCCUCUUCAGAUCUGCAACUGCAUCAAAAUCUGGAUUCAAAAUCAAAAGGGCUUCAAUCAAAAACCCCAUCUCUUUGAGUUUUGCAUGUCCAAGGAUUUUUCUGAUUUAUUUGGAGGAAAAUUUGGUUCCAUAUGUGAUGGCUUCGGAGCAAGUUGAACCCUCAUCUUUGCCAUCUGCAACAUCUCCUAAUAUUCAGCAGUCUACUUCUACUGGACAAGAAACUAGCGUACGAGAUACACCAUCCAUUACUUCAGGCAUAUCCUCAUGGGCCAAAAGCCUCAAAAUUCCAAAGCCAUCAGGCCAAGAAGAUGGUAAUGCAGGAAAAUCACCUUUUGCACGUUUAACUAGUGGAAUUGGACUCCGCCUGUCUCCUAAAUCCUCUCCACAAGAUGAAAGUGCUGAGGGCACUUCAACAGCUACAGAGCCAGGUGUUUUUGGAUCUUUAACGAAAGGGUUUAUGGACUCAUCUAGGAGUGCAGUAAAGGCAGUGUCUGUCAAGGCUCGCCACAUUGUAUCUCAAAACAAAAGGAGAUACCAGGAAGAUGGGUUCGAUUUGGACAUGACAUAUAUCACAGAGAAUAUUAUUGCCAUGGGUUUCCCUGCAGGUGACAUGAGUUCAGGUUUUUUUGGAUAUGUUGAGGGAUUUUACAGAAAUCAUAUGGAAGAGGUUAUGAAGUUCUUUGAAAGUCGUCAUAAGGGAAAGUACAAAGUAUACAACCUUUGUUCAGAGCGGCUGUAUGAUGCAUCACUGUUUGAAGGAAAGGUGGCUUGUUUCCCGUUUGAUGAUCACAACUGUCCUCCAAUUCAACUUAUAACAUCAUUCUGUCAAAGUGCUUACUCAUGGUUGAAAGAAGAUAUUGAAAAUGUUGUAGUUGUUCAUUGUAAAGCUGGCAUGGCAAGGACGGGAUUGAUGAUAUCUAGUCUUCUUUUAUAUCUGAAGUUCUUCCCAACUGCUGAAGAAUCGAUGGAUUACUACAACCAGAAAAGAUGUGUAGAUGGAAAAGGGCUUGUUCUUCCUAGUCAGAUUAGAUAUGUGAAGUAUUUUGAACGCAUCUUAACAUACUUCAAUGGUGAAAAUCAACCUGGUCGUAGAUGUAUGCUCAGGGGUUUCCGACUUCACCGAUGCCCUUACUGGAUCAGGCCUUCGAUUACUGUCUCCAAUCAUAAUGAGGUCCUCUUUUCGACUAAGAAACAUCCAAGGACCAAGGACCUAUCGCCGGAAGAUUUCUGGUUCAGUGCACCAAAGAAGGGAAUCAUGGUGUUUGCUUUACCCGGUGAACCAGGUCUGACUGAGUUGGCUGGUGAUUUCAAGAUUCAUUUUCAGGAUCGUCAAGGAGAUUUCUACUGUUGGUUGAACACGACAAUGAUGGAGAACAGGAAGAUCUUGAGCACCUCUGAUCUGGAUGGCUUUGACAAGAGAAAAUUACCAUCUCCAGGAUUCCAAGUAGAAGUAGUGCUGGUAGACUAUGAUGGCUCUAUUCCACCAAGGUCUACAACUCCAACCAUCACCACUGAAUCCAGUGGAGCCUCUGCAACUGAUACAGCCACAAAAGAGAGUAGUAAUCCACCUCCAAAACAGACUACAGAAUCUAGUAGCCAAGAUAAAGAUGAAGUUUUCUCUGAUAGUGAUAACGAGACUUCUAAGAAAAAGCAAGCAAAGACCUCUGGUGAUGUUUUACCACCUUCUACGAGUGUUAAAGAAACCGAAGCAAAAGCAUCACAAGGAGAAGCAUCAAAACUUGCUGAUAGUGUUCAGCAAGUUUCUCUGAAGCAGGAGGAGGAUUCAAGGACUUCCAAAGCUCCGGAAAUGAAGAGUGAAGGGAAGACUAAAAGCUCCUCGGUUGUGGAAACUCAAGAAAUGGGAUCAACGGGUAUGAGUGAGUUCAAAGCAAUUGCAGCAGAUGCUUCUGUGUUUUCUUUCGGUGAUGAAGAUGAUUAUGAAAGUGAAUAAUUUGAGAUGCAUGAGGACUAUAUGAUAUUUCGAGUGCCUUCAAACUAGGUGUAAUAAUGCAGAAUGUAUCAUUGUGGGCUGAAAGUUCAUUACUUUUGCAUUUCAAAUGAUAUUAAAUGAUGUGAAUGUGUUUCAACUUUAUUCAGGUUUGGUUAAUGUAUGAAUGCCUGGUACUGUUUCAGGGACAAGGACACAUGUCUAAUAUGAGUAGCUAUAGGCUCUCUCAGCUAAACAUGAUAUUUGUUCAAUCAUUUUAUGUUAGUAAGACCUGUAUCUA